AUGGCGCCGAUACUGUACAAAAUGGAUGCCAGUCCACCCGCCAACGCGGUGAGGAUACUCUCAGACAUCAUCGGACUGGAACUUGAAGUCAAGGACGUCAACUUUGGUGUACUCGAACACAAGUCUCCUGAACAUUUGAAGCGUAACCCUAUGGGUACAGUACCAACGCUGAUCGAUGGAGACUUCACUAUCUCCGAGAGCCACGCCACCAUGAAGUACCUUCUCUCAGUGUACGGCGGCGACAAGAGCGAGGCGCUGUACCCGAGCGACGUGCGCACGCGCGCCAUAGUGGACCAGUGCAUGUUCUUCAAUGUCGGCAUAUUCUUCAUCAGGCUCAAAGUUGUUGUUCUGCCUGCCAUAUUCGGUGACUUGGACGGUCCUACUGAGAAACACAAGGCAGACAUUGACGAGGCCUACGGCAUCGUGGAGGCGUACCUGGCCAAGAACAAGUACAUCGCUGCUGACCACCUUACCAUUGCAGAUUUGAGUGUCGGUGCCACCACCAUCUCUAUGCAACCUUUGCAUAAACUGGACGCUGCCAAGUUCCCCCUGACGGCUGCGUGGAUGGACAAGUUAAAAGAGCACCCAUCAGUUCAGAAGUACCUGGUACCCGGCGCCAAGAUCCUCGGAGAUAUUGUAAACGCGGCCUGGGAGCGGAACAAGAAGAAAUAG
Spodoptera littoralis (African cotton leafworm) is the source of this 672-nucleotide messenger RNA. The record is from the annotation of a GenBank genome assembly. NCBI's taxonomy places the organism in Eukaryota, Metazoa, Arthropoda, Insecta, Lepidoptera, Noctuidae.